AUGAAUCCUCAGAUGGGACAGCAAGGCCAGCAGGGCCAGGGCCAACAGCAAGGUGCAGCUGGAGCAGCUCAACAGCGACCGCCGCCGAUGUAUCAGCCCAACCAAAUAAGAAGUCUGCCGACCUUGAGUGAGGAUGAGAAGUCCAAGUAUGAGGCAGGCUUGCAAGGGCUUUGGAAUAAGGCGAAUAAUUCUCCUCAGAACAGCCAAGAGCAUAUUGCCGCGCGUCAAAAGAUCAUAGAGUUUUCCAAAAUGCUUAUUACAAAAAUCCAACAGCGACGCACCCAGAUGCAACAGAAUCAAAAUGCGCAAAACCAACAGGCUCGUCCGCAAUUGCAACAGAACCCAUCCGGACAAACGACAGCUCAGGCUCAACCGCAACAACAAACGGCCGGUGCUGUAGCUGGUAAUCAAGCAGCUGGUGCCGCUGCUCAGCAGAAUCGAAUUCCCGAGCACAUUCUCCAGCACGUUGCAAAGAUCAACUUCCGAGCUCCUGCGCAAGUAGCCGAAAAAUCAGGUGCCGACGCGAAUAAGUGGGUGGAGGAGAUCAAACAGCGCUACACGAGAGCUCUUAUGACGAUGGAUAAUAGCAAGUCGAAGGUUGCCCAAAUCGAUAAGCUCAUUGCGGACAGAAAUGCAGCUGGACAACCCUUCAAGGAAGACGAGAUGAGGCAACUUCAGAUUAGGAAAGACCAACAACUGAAGGCGCAUUCCGAUGCUCACAAGUGGGUUGACAGCGUGCGCAAGCAGCAAGGUAACCUGCAAGGCACUGGCCAAGCACAGGCACAAGCGGCGCAAAACGCGGCGAGGGUUUCUCAGCAAGGAAAUCAGCAACCUGCUGCAGGUCAACAGACUGCAGCGCAACAACAGCCACAGGGUCAAGCGCAGCAGCAGCAACCGCAACAAGCGUCCCAGCAGCAGCAGUCGCAACCCCAGCAGCAACAACAGCAAUCUCAACCGCAACAGUCGCAACCACAGGCCCCUCAAACUCAGCCUCAAACAUCUCAAGUUCAAAACAACACCCAGAAUAACGCUCCACCUGUAAACGCUGCUGUCGAGGUUGCCAAACAACAGUUAGCAGCCGUGAGCCGAGCCUCCCCUGUUAACGGAACGCAAGGAGCGGCACCAACGCAAGUGCGCCCGGCACAAGGAACUCCCCAGCCCGGCCAGCAACAACUGCCACAGGCACCAGUCCAGGUCAAACAAGAACCUGGCACUGCCCCUAUUAACCCCGCGAUGUCACAAACAGCCGUGCAAGCACAGGCUGGAACACCAACCCAGCAGAAUGCUCCGCGAAUCCCAACGCCGCAACAGGCUGCUGCCGCAGCGGCUCCAACGACAGCGCAAGGUCCUCAGGGCCCUCAGCGAGCUCUCAGUCACUCUGCUGCUAUCGAGAUGGCUAACAAAACUCUCAACACUCCUGGAAGUGCGCAGGUGCCUGGGCGCCCUGCCCAAGCUGGAACACCAACACCAGGCAGCGCUGUGAAUCAAGGCGUUAUGGGGCCUAAUGUUCCUCAGCAACCUACUCCACAAGGCCACCCUCACGCACAUCCCCCGCAGCCUCAACAAACCCCAAUGCAAUCCAAGAUGCCCAUCCCCAAGGUGCUUCCUGAGAAGGCCACUGCUGUGCCCCAAGGUGUUUCUGUCGGAGGCGGAGUUAACGCCGGUCGCCCUACAAUGUCUCAAGGAAGCGGAACUCUCGGCGGUGUCAUGAACCAACCUGCGAUGGCUAGAAUCCCAGCGUAUAACCAUGAAGCUGAGGGAGAUCACGUUUUGAGCAAGAAGAAACUGGAUGAGCUUGUCCGCCAAGUGUGUGGAGGACCCGCCGAAGGGCAGGACGGAAACCUACUCACCCCUGAAGUGGAAGAGAACGUUUUGAACAUGGCAGACUCGUUUGUUGACAGCGUUUUGCAUGCGGCUUGUCGAAACUCAAAGGAGCGCGGGUCUAAGGUGCUCGAGAUCCGCGAUAUUCAACUUGUGCUGGAGCGAACUUACAACAUCCGUGUGCCCGGCUACUCAUCCGACGAACUCCGCACCGUUCGAAAGAUUAUGCCAUCCACAGCUUGGAUAGCGAAGAUGAGUGCAGUCCAGGCUGCCAAGGUUAUGCCCGGUAAGGGCGAGUAA
This is a messenger RNA of Fusarium coffeatum, 2121 nucleotides long. RefSeq lists its product as uncharacterized. Gene Ontology annotation, biological process: DNA-templated transcription initiation; RNA polymerase II preinitiation complex assembly. The record is from RefSeq and is a predicted model, not a curated record. Lineage: Eukaryota; Fungi; Ascomycota; Sordariomycetes; Hypocreales; Nectriaceae. Gene Ontology annotation, molecular function: protein heterodimerization activity; TBP-class protein binding; DNA binding. The coding region runs from base 1 to 2121 and encodes 706 amino acids. The transcript is spliced from 2 exons. Gene Ontology annotation, cellular component: transcription factor TFIID complex; SLIK (SAGA-like) complex; SAGA complex.